ACAUUGUGGAAAAAAUGGCCAAAAAUUGUGUAUAACAAAAAAAAGAAAGAAAGACAAGUUCUAUCGCCAGACUUGCGCGGAUCAACACAGCAGUCUCGAUCUUCAUCUUCUGAGAUUGCAUAUCGUCAGUUCAAGAUGAUCCAAAAGUUGGGAGCGAAAGGAAUCAAGUUAGAUGAACGUAAUCUGUGGGAUGAUGGAUCGGACCAUGAUGAUGUAACAAAAAUAUACGUACAAGGGGGUCGUCAAGGCAUAGGAUCCUUGUAUUUCAACUAUGUGAAGAGUGGAAAACCGAAAGAUGGAUCAAUCCAUGGUUUCUUUGACUACGGUUUCACACAAACGUUUGAGAUAAACCAUCUACGAGAUGAACACCUUGAAUCUGUUGACACUUACUACAACACAAAGUCCUAUGCGUUGCAAGCUAUUCAAUUCAAAACCAAUUUCAGGACCUCUGAACUGAUGGGGUACAGUUAUGAGUGUACUAUGUUUACGCUAGCAGUCAAAGGAAAGAAGAUCAUUGGGUUUCAUGGAUCUGAUAGGGUUCAGAUAUACACUCUUGGAGCUUACUUCACUUCGAUUACUCCUACGAGAUUGGAAGCAAGAGGUGGUAUUGGAGGGAAGAAGUGGGACGAUGGAUUCGACCAUGAAAAUAUAUCAAAGAUCGAGGUAUUAGGUGGUGUUGAAGGCAUAUUGUACAUCAAAUCUGACUAUGUCAAGAAUGGAAAACUGGAAAGUGGAUUAAUCCGUGGUGACUCUGGCGAUGGUUUCACACAAACGUUUGAGAUUAACCAGUCAAAAAAGGAAUAUCUUGUAUAUGUUGAAUGUUACUACAAUGAUGCGACUCAAGGCAUUCAAGGGCUUCAACUCAAAACUAACCUCAAUAGAUCUGUUAUGAUGGGGUAUAAAAAGGGCAGGAAAUUUUCACUUGCAUCCAAUGGAAAUAGGAUCGUUGGGUUUCAUGGAUAUGCCGACAAAACCCUAAAGUCUCUUGGAGCAUAUUUCAGUACGGCCACUCCUAAUAAACUGGAAUACCAAGGUGAUCCUAGAGGACUGCAUUGGGAUGAUGGUUGUAAUUAUGAUGGCGUAAAAAAGGUGUAUGUUGAUAGUAUACUUGAUACUGUAUAUACUGUCAGAUUUGAGUACGAUAAUGGCGGAAAAGUGGAAAAGACUCCCUACCGACGUGAUGUUAAAAAUGAAAAGGAGUUUGUGCUUGACUAUCCAAGUGAAUAUAUCACGUCUGUGGAGGGAACCUUAGCAGCUCCGAAAAGUGUCAACAUUACGUGGAUCACGUCAUUGACAUUCAAAACAUCAAAAAGGAGAACCUCUCCAACAUAUGGAAGUGUGUCUAGUGGUAGAAAAUUUGUCCUUGAGAAGAAUGGUAGCGCUCUUGUUGGGUUCUAUGGAUAUAAUGGUGUUGGUAAUACUCUUAAUGCUCUAGGAGCAUAUUAUCGCCCGUUUCCUCCUACUCCUGAUGCGACGAAACUAGAAGCACAAGGUGGUGACAGAGGAGCUUCUUGGGACGACGGUGGUACUUUCAACAGUGUUAACAAGAUUUACAUUGGACUAAGCGAAAACGUUAUUGGCUUUGUCAAGUUUAUGUAUUUCAAAAGCGCUAGUGUGGUCAUCGGAGAUGAUCAUGGCAACAAGACCAUGCUAUCUGAUAUUGAAGAGUUCAAGCUGGAUCCGUUUGAAAAAAUUACAUCACUGGAGGGUACUUUUGAUGAUAAAUUAGGAGGUAUAACCAUGCUUAGGUUCAAGACCGACAAAAGAGACUCUCCAUACUUCGGAUUCGGUACAACACCAACCUUCGUGUUUCACAAGGAUAAUCACCAGAUCGUUGGGUUCCAUGGAAAAUCCAGUAACAUGCUUCAUCAACUUGGGAUUCAUGUUCUACCCAACGGUUUUAAAUUUGUUUUUUAAUGUUUUCCUACUUUUUUAAAGUCUACUAUGUGUUGAGUUUCUCAUAUGGAGUGGCGUGUGUAAUAAAUAAUAAUAAAUCAUUUUUUAGUAACAUCCUAUCGUCAACUC
Molecule: messenger RNA, 2025 nt
Organism: Camelina sativa (false flax)
Lineage: Eukaryota; Viridiplantae; Streptophyta; Magnoliopsida; Brassicales; Brassicaceae
Product: jacalin-related lectin 44-like
Molecular function (GO): carbohydrate binding
Source: RefSeq, a predicted model, not a curated record